GGCAAAACGUUGUGCUGUUCGAACAAGAAACUAAAGUGUCUCCUCCAUUUUGAAGCAACCAGGUGUUGAUGCAGGUAAAGGAUUAAAACUAACCGAGAUGAAGAUGAUGUCCAGCAUCCUGCUGCUCCUCAUCCUCAGCUCAUGUCUCUGUGCAGCAACAUUUGUAGUGAAUGUGACACAGAGCAGCUAUCAGGCAGAGGAGAAGCAGAACAUCACUCUGGAGUGGACCUUCACCACCAAGACUCAGGGAACCUGGAGGCAACUGUUCAUCUACUGCAGCUUAGAGACUUCUGAUAAAGAACUAGUUCUCUAUGAGGUUAAUAAUGGUGUUGAGAUUCCAGAGUCUCAGGAUGAUCAGUUUUCAGGACGAGUCCAGAGCGACAAAGACGUCCUCAGAGAAGGACGAAUCAGACUCCAUGUGUCCAGACUGAGGACUGAAGACUCUGGUCUGUAUCUGUGUGACGUGAAAACUGAAGAUGGAUUCAACCAUGCAGGAUGUCGACUUAAUGUCUUUGUUCCAGUCCAAGUUCAAGUUGUUGGUCAUGAUCCGAUACAUGCAAAGGUUGGAGACGACGUUAUUCUGCCAUGUCAUCUGAAGCCUCCAUUUGACGUGAGCAAACUUACAAUGGAAUGGAGAUUCAAGGGUCAAAUAAUCCAUGUGCAACGCAACAGAGCUAAAGAUUAUGAAAUUUUAGACCCAAAGUACCGUGACCGAACCUUCAUGUUCCCUGAUGAGUUUAAAAAAGGCAACAUUUCCCUCAAAUUGACCAAAGUAACCAAGGAGGAUGAAGGGAAUUAUAUUUGCUUUGUUCCCAAACUGCAAAGUCAAGUCAGGAAGGGAAACGUUACUCUAAUACUUGAUAAAAAUGGAUCCCAAGGCGACUCGACAGAUACUAGAGGUAAAUAUGUUUAACUAGGUAACCAGUGGUUACUGGCCCUCUGACUCAGUUUCAGACUUUCUUUGUUACCUGCAGCCAUUGAGGCUCAUUGGGUUGAAUAUUCAUCUUCAGGCUUUUCCUGUUAUAACAUGUUGAUGUGCAGCCGUUGUAAAAUAUGAGCUGAGAAAUUUUGAUUCUUGAGAAUAAAAACCCUUUAAAAACA
This is a messenger RNA of Poeciliopsis prolifica (blackstripe livebearer), 1101 nucleotides long. RefSeq names its product polymeric immunoglobulin receptor-like. NCBI's taxonomy places the organism in Eukaryota, Metazoa, Chordata, Actinopteri, Cyprinodontiformes, Poeciliidae. Gene Ontology annotation, biological process: negative regulation of T cell proliferation; immune response; cell surface receptor signaling pathway. Bases 98 to 913 code for a protein of 271 amino acids. The record is from RefSeq and is a predicted model, not a curated record. Gene Ontology annotation, cellular component: external side of plasma membrane. The transcript is spliced from 5 exons.